Molecule: messenger RNA, 4544 nt
Organism: Neoarius graeffei (lesser salmon catfish)
Lineage: Eukaryota; Metazoa; Chordata; Actinopteri; Siluriformes; Ariidae
Exons: 8
Coding region: 3412-4491 (359 amino acids)
Molecular function (GO): DNA binding
Source: RefSeq, a predicted model, not a curated record
AGCCAUGCUCUCCAUUCACUAGCUUUCCAACUUUUUCUGUGUUGCAAGGCACCAGGAAUACGUGUGAUUUCCUUUGGUGGUCUUAUACAUUGAAGGCGGUCACUAAGGUGUUUUAUGGAGUUACCAAUGUAGAAAUUUUUGGCAUGAUUUGAACUGUCAAGCCAUAGACCUGCUACCUGGCGUGCAACACCCAAACAUACAGAGUGCAUAUAGUCAACAACAAAAUUGUUUACAAUGUCAAAAUACAUUAAAAGAAACAAGAUUGAUGGACCUUUGACACCCAUACAAGGUUUGUCCUGCUGAACAGCUGUUCUCGCAUGUUCUAUGUGAGAAGUUUUAUUCCUCUUAACUGGUAGUUGGUUCUCCAUACUAUAAACCCUUGCAUGCCCUCUACCAACUGAAACUACUUCACCUUGUGACAAACACCAAUUACACCCACACCAACCAUUGAACUGUGUCACAUUUUGUACAAGACAGCGAGCUACUGAGUCACAAGAGCAUGUUGUUACAAACACCCUACUGGUGUGGCUGUCAUUUUCUGUACCCCACUUAAAGCCAGUAUCUGAUAGUGUAUUCAUUUCAGUGACAAAAGGUUUGAGGAAGGUAUUCAUGUCAGGUUUAGAGUCACCAAACCAUAAGCCACCAAGAAAAAUGUUUUUCCUUCUUAUAGCAUAAAGUAACUCAUUAACUAUUACCUGCAAUGGCCAUAUUGAAUACCUUGAUGAAACAAAUACUUGAACGCCAUCUGUGUUGAAUGAAACAGUAAUGUCAUCAUUCUCGAGAGGGAGUUUACGAUAUAAUCGACCUCCAUAGGAAUCACAAAGUCCCCUUUUUGCCCCAAUUUGUAGGUGUUUACAAAUAUCUUCAUUCUGUAGCAUAGAUAACAAUUGAUCUUUAACAUCAAAUGUUAUAAAAUAAUUGCCAUUAUCUAUGCAGUCACUUACAGACACAUUUGUGUCACAAUUUUCACACCACAUAUCAUUACUUCCAAUGUAGGUUAUACAAGAAGGGCAGUAUGAGUGAAAUCUUAGAGUGAUGUCACUGUUUUUAAAGUUCUUCAUAAAAAGAUAUUGGGAAGCAGGGAAUACAGUUCCAGCUGGUAAAUGUGCCUCCAAGACUGUCAGUAGGCUCUGCAGAGCUGUUCCACUCACAUGAUUCCUUAUGAUGUGUCCCAUUAUGAGUAGAAUACUCUCUCGCCUUGUUAUUUGGCACCCAUCAUAGAGGUUCUGAUCCUGAAGAUAUAAAAUAAUAUACGGUGUGAGCAAAUCUGUAUGUACAUAUUGUUUUUUGGCCAUUCAGUCUGUCUACCAUAAUUCCUUCAAGAUUUGACUUAAAAUUUGUGAAGGGGUCAAAUCAUGCAGCGUGAUAUUAUCAUUAUACAACUGGUUCACCACUACUGCAGAAGAGGAAAUAAAUUGUUAAUUGGCCCAAAUCACCACCAGCCGAGUCUUGACAAAUCAUUAGUUUAAUUCCUACAAUGAAAUAUCCUUAAUUAUGUCACUCACAAAUUUCAAUCCAUAGACCGGGACGACCCAAUCGGAAGUCCUCAACUCAUUUUACAUUUUUGUACUCACCAAAUCAUUAAGUCUCUCAGCCAGUUCUUCAUCAUUAUAUCUUUCAUAUUGAUCGAGUUCACCAUUUUCAAGAUUCUGUAAACAAUAAUUAAUAAAUUUAUGAAUAUUAUCAGACAUCCAGGUUAAAUAUAUAGAAAUGAAAAUAAAUUAAACAGUUCACUGGAUUGUAGUUUUAAGUCCACGACGUUUCAAGCGACAACAUAAGAGCUACAACUCCUCAGGACAAAAUUCAGCAGUUUUCGAAUCACACAGACAUUACAGGACAUUCGUUUACAUUAAAAAAUGUUUCCAUACUAGACAGGGAGUCACGAUGGUUUGAAAGGGGAGUAAAAGAAGCAGUUUAUGAAAGAGCACUUUGCCCGAAACUGAAUCGGAAUGGAGGUUUAAGGUUUAAAUUAUCUAGAACAUGGGAUACAGCACUGCAACAUAAGAUAGGAUUACCCAGGACAGGUCUAUGCAAUCAAUGACGUCAUAUGGAUGACGCAACUGAAUAUUUCCAGUAUCAUACAAACUUUCACCUGAUGAAGUGAUGGAUAUCGCUUGAAACGUCGUGGAUAAAAACUAUACAAUCCAGUGAACUGUUUAAUUUAUUUUCAUUUCUAAAUAAUUAAUAAACAACUUUAGUACGGGUAUGUCUAUUUUCUAUUUGGGCUCUUAAUAUCUAUUCAAAAUGGGUUUAGCAUCUUAAGAAGCCAAUCCUCCAACUUUUUACCCUACAUGUAUCCUCUCCAAAAAUACCAAAAGUAACAAGCUGAUUUUUGUCAUAUUAACUUAUCUCUAUUUCAAGAACCAUAGGAAAAUGCAACUCACCUCAGGGGUCGAAUGACUGGUAGAAGAGAGAGACACUUCACUUUGACUUUCACCGUCUGUCGAUCCAUUGCCCUCUUCACCUGCAAUGAAAUAUUUAUUAUUACUCUUUUAUUAUUUUGAUCAGACACAAGAUAUCUAAAUACUGGGUGGGAGAAAUUGGUGAAUUUCACAAUCCAACUGACUCUGAUUAUGUUAGUGCUUACCUCUUAACACUUCAUUAUUUUUGGGAACAACUUCAUCUCCAUCUUUGACUUUAUUUUCCACAUCACGGACACGGUCGUGUUGGGGUAAGCCUAGAAGUUCAUCAUCCUGUCCAAAAGAGUACUCACUGUCGUUUGAUGUCAGAGAUGUUUGCGAUGAUACCACUGAGCCAGUCCUUUCGCUUAUACCGUCAUUGCAGUCAGACGAAAAACUUGUGUCCGUGAACAAUGAUGACUUACUACUUUCAUUAGAAAGAGAUGAUGAUGCACCAUGAUUACUAAUACAAUCACCACCGCGUCCAUCAUGGCCACAUUCAUCGGCAUUUCCUGACAUUUUAGCGAAAUCUAAAGACUCAAAACUAGAGUGGUACCUUUUCCUUUUGCUCAUUUCCUCUUCUGAUUAUCACUAUAUGAACUUCAAACUGGUUAUUUCUUCGCAGUACUUAUUGAUUAGAUACUCCUCAGUGUAGCGUGGGACAUGGGAUAGCGGCUGCCAUCUUGGAAUGCAGGACCGGAAAUGCAGAAAAUAAAUAACUCGAAUACUGAUUGAGUUUGACAAAUCAAGAUAGCUUAUAACAUUAAAAUAAUGUCCCUCAUAGAUAUUUGUAUUUUCUAUAACAAUACUAGACACUUUAUACACUGUUAUUGUAAAUAAGCACCAAUCAGGACUAAGAACCGCUGCUGGCUAUAUCCGGUUAUAACUGGUUUGACCACCACGUGUGUCAAUAGCUCAGGAAGGUAAAAGCGCGCAUUACAAAUAUUCUAAAGAAUCUUUUGAAAAGUGUGAUAAUACAGUGCCCAGUGGGAAAUCAAGUGGAUCCGAGAGAAUGGCAUCGUCUACCACAACAUGGUUACUCUUACAAUGGAUUGAAGAUCCACCACAAUGGGAUGUAAUAGAAGUGGGAAAGUGUGGUGCCGAGUUAAAGUUAAUGGCCCUUGGAAAGAAGCUUCAGUCAGCAGUCGGGAACAUCUAUGAUAUGCCUUGGAAUGGAGAGACAGCGCCAGCUAAAGUCUUGGAUUUUGGUAAAGAUAAGGCUAUGGAAGCCAAGCAUACCGAACAAGUUAAGAAUUACGAGGCUGCCAUGGAAGUUGGUAGGAAGAAUGGAAAAAGUUUGCGGUGUGCAAAUAAAAGGAUGGCUGAUGAAUUGUCAGAAAGUGAAAGCACUUCUUCAGAUGCCAAUGAGAAGAGAAAAGUCAAGAGAAAGAAGGUUAAUGAUGAAGAAAUCCUAAUUUCAACAUCAGCAAUAGAAGACACUGACAGUUCUGAAGAAAACGGUUGCCAAGGCUGCAAAAAAUUGCCAAAGCUUAAAGAAAAAUACAAGUUGGCAAAAGAAAAAAUAAACAGAUUAGAAGCUGAGAUUGAGCACUACAAGCAAGUUACAGAUGCAAGAUCUCUAGUAGACAACCUUAAAAUGCUCAUUAGGGAAAGUAAAACAAAAGAGGUUGGCCAAGCAGAGUCACAGAACCCAAAUAUAGGACUUAGGCCGAUAACUGCACCGGUAACUCCUACCUCUGCAAUUGAAAAAGAAGGAACGAAGCAAUUAGAUGUAAAUGAUGGCCUACCAGCCACCCCUGGCAGAGUCAAAGAAACCACAAAGGUUGACAUUGGACGAGGUGUGCUGGUUGAGAAAACUAGCCUGAUGGCUUUGUCAUCAGUGAAGUCGGGUUCAACAUAUGCCAGAAGACUAUUAAAGACCAUUUUUACCGAUGCAGAGCUUGUUGGGAAAAGUCUGACAGGCAGAAAAUCAAAUGCCUUUAAAGACCAGGAUCAGAAGCCUGCCCUUGACCCAACUAAAGUGGAGGCAGUUGUUGAUCUUGCAUGCCGUAAAUUUGGAUGCCCUCCAGCAACUAUAAAGAUGUCUCUUGCCAACAAGCUAAAGGAAAUAACAAAAAAGGCAGCAAACUAGCUUACAUGUACUAGUAGGAUAAAACUAAUAAAUUUCAAUACUUUCAGCAAGAA